Mercenaria mercenaria is the source of this 1049-nucleotide messenger RNA. RefSeq lists its product as uncharacterized. The coding region runs from base 175 to 819 and encodes 214 amino acids. Lineage: Eukaryota; Metazoa; Mollusca; Bivalvia; Venerida; Veneridae. The transcript has 4 exons. The record is from RefSeq and is a predicted model, not a curated record.
UACUGAGAUAUUGAAAUCAACAAUAUAUAAUUAUGACAACUGAAAUAGACUGUAACUAUUUUUGAAAGAUUGUGUAAACCCUACUUUUUAAAGUUCGUACGGAUGUAAUGAAAACCAAAUCAUUCAAAUACUUUUUACAGUGGAAUAAUUUUUUUAAUUCGUCAAGGCUACAAGAUGGACGGCGUUAUCGUGGCUAUUCCUUUAUGCUGUCUUAUUUUCCUGCCAUUAAUCUUACAGACGAUAGGGCUGUUUACGGCACACUGGGUCUCAAACUCAACCUGUGAUUCCAUUGGUUUAAUAUACAGCUGUUGUUCUGGACAAGAUAAUAACACCUGUGAAAAUACUAAUGGUGGAGAUGAACUCGAUGCUCGUGUUCUUGGUCUCGAAGUGACCGCGUGUGCUAUGAUGAUGGUAGUUUUAGCGAUGACUAUAUUUGGGAUCUGGUAUGAAUGUCACUAUCAUGAGGAAUACGCUAAACUUGUAGUGGUCUGCGGCCUAAUAUUUGCGGGCGCAGAACUCGAUGCUCGUGUUCUUGGUCUCGAAGCGACCGCGUGUGCUAUGAUGAUGGUAGCUUUAGCGAUGACUAUAUUUGGGAUCUGGUAUGAAUGUCACUAUCAAGAGGAAUACGCUAAACUUGUAGUGGUCUGCGGCCUAAUAUUUGCAGGCGCAGGAAUCCUUAGUUUCGUUGGAUGUAUGAUUAUAGUAGGCAACUUCUCAGCAUCACAGCUAGGAUGGUCAUUUUACCUGUGCCUCGUUUCCGGAAGUUUCACCAUUCUAUUGACAGUUCUACUUUUGAUAUAUGUUUUAAAGAAGUUGUAGAACGCAUAUAUUACAGAUAAGAAGAUAUCAAGAAAGCAGUACAUCGAUGUGUUGCGAUUAUUUUUUUACAAUGUAUAUUCAAAGUUACAAAAAUAAUAAACUAAUAUAGACAUAAAAAUGCUUUUUUCUUAUUUAUAGAUAAUAGAAUUCUAAAUUAACAUAUCCAAAUUCCAUGUAUUUUAUUAUUCUUAUUUCAUAUGAUUGUAUAAAAAUACUUCUGUAAAUUGUAA